This is a messenger RNA of Vicugna pacos (alpaca), 2322 nucleotides long. It is a transcript of the gene GBA1, whose product is annotated as glucosylceramidase beta 1. Gene Ontology annotation, molecular function: glucosylceramidase activity. The record is from RefSeq and is a predicted model, not a curated record. NCBI's taxonomy places the organism in Eukaryota, Metazoa, Chordata, Mammalia, Artiodactyla, Camelidae. Gene Ontology annotation, biological process: glucosylceramide catabolic process.
AUCACAUGAUCCAUCCACCCCAUUAUGCCGGAAUUAACGCGUAGGGCUAAUCUGGUGCGUAUAGCUACCGCAGGUGCCUCCAAACCUGCUUUUAUUUAGUUGAUCCUGUAUCCCUCCGAAAUUUGGAACCGUGCAGUCUUCCCAUCUGGUGAUGGAGCUUUCAAGUCCUUCCAGAGAGGGGCGUCCGAAGUGCCAGGGCAGAGUGGGCAUCAUGGCUGUCUGCCUCAUGGGAUUGCUUCUAUUUCAGGCAGUAUCGUGGGCCUCAGGUGCCCGCCCCUGCAUCCCUAAAAGCUUUGGCUACAGCUCAGUGGUCUGUGUUUGCAAUGCCACAUACUGUGAUUCUCUUGACCCCCUGACCCUGCCUGACCCUGGCACCUUCAGCCGCUUUGAGAGCACACGCAGCGGGCGCCGAAUGGAGCUGAGUCUGGGGAACUUUCAGGCCAACCGCACGGGCACAGGGCUGCUGCUGACCCUGCAGCCAGAUCAGAAGUUCCAGAAAGUGAAAGGAUUUGGAGGGGCCAUGACAGACGCUGCUGCUCUCAACAUCCUUGCCCUGUCACCGCCAGCCCGGAAUUUGCUGCUCAAAUCAUACUUCUCGGAAGAAGGAAUUGAAUACAACAUCAUCCGGGUCCCCAUGGCCAGCUGUGACUUCUCCAUCCGCGUCUACACCUAUGCUGACGCCCCUGAUGACUUCCAGUUGCUCAACUUCAGCCUCCCAGAGGAAGAUGUCAAACUCAAGAUACCCCUGAUUCACCAAGCCCAGGAGCUGGCCAAGCGCCAUGUUUCACUCUUUGCCAGUCCCUGGACAUCACCCACUUGGCUCAAGACCAAUGGGAAAGUGAAUGGGAAGGGCUCACUCAAGGGUCAUCCAGGGGAUCUCUACCACCAGACCUGGGCCAGAUACUUCAUCAAGUUCCUGGAUGCCUAUGCUGAGCACAAGUUACAGUUCUGGGCAGUGACAGCUGAGAACGAGCCUUCCGCAGGGCUCUUUAGCGGGUACCCCUUCCAGUGUCUGGGCUUCACCCCUGAACACCAGCGAGAUUUCAUCGCCCGUGACCUGGGUCCCAUCCUCGCCAACAGUACACACCGCGAUGUCCGUCUGCUCAUACUGGAUGACCAACGCUUGCUGCUGCCCCACUGGGCCCAGGUGGUGCUAACGGACCCAGAGGCAGCUAAGUACAUUCAUGGAAUUGCUGUACAUUGGUACCUGGACUUUCUGGCUCCAGCAAAAGCCACCCUGGGGGAGACACACCGCCUGUUCCCCGACACCAUGCUCUUUGCCUCUGAGGCCUGUGUAGGCUCCAAGUUUUGGGAGCAGAGUGUGCGGCUGGGCUCCUGGGAUCGAGGGAUGCAGUACAGCCACAGCAUCAUCACGAACCUCCUCUACCAUGUGGUUGGCUGGACCGACUGGAACCUUGCCCUAAACCCUGAAGGGGGACCCAAUUGGGUGCGUAACUUCGUUGACAGCCCCAUCAUCGUGGACAUCACCAAGGACACAUUUUACAAACAGCCCAUGUUUUACCACCUUGGCCACUUCAGCAAAUUCAUUCCUGAGGGCUCCCAGAGAGUGGGGCUGGUUGCGAGCAAGAAGAACGACUUGGACACAGUGGCACUGAUGCAUCCCGACGGCUCUGCAGUUGUGGUUGUGCUAAACCGCUCCUCUAAGGAUGUGCCUCUCACCAUCAAGGAUCCUGCCAUGGGCUUCUUGGAGACUAUCUCACCUGGCUAUUCCAUUCAUACCUACCUGUGGCGUCGCCAGUGAUGGAGCAGAUACCCAAGCAGGAGCCUGGGCUCAGAAUGGACAUUAAAGGGACAGAGUCAGUUCACAUGCUAUCUGUGGCUAAAGAGCGUACGGCAGGGCUGGGGGGAGCUUAAAUGACGUAAGCCCAGAGGCAGUGGUUUGGGUGACUCACUCUCCCCUCUAGUUGGUGCCAGCGGGCUGGAGGCCCCUAGGGAAAGGAUUGGGAAGCCCCAGUGGUCCCCCACCCCCAUGCUUGUGUGAGCGUGUGCUGUGCGCUGGUUGCCUGUGGAAACUGGGCCCGGGCCCAGAGUGAGCUCACUGUCUGUACAAACAGAGGGUGGGUGGGGGGGCGGCGGCGAGAGAGGUUAAGGAAAGGAAGAGACUAGGAAAGCUGGACCCAAAACUGGGAACUGUUUGUCUUUCUUGGAGAUGCAGGACCGGGCUCAUGUAGAUGUCAGCAUCAGGGCACAGGCAGCAAAAGAAGCCAAGCGCCAAGUGGGUAGAUUCAAGCACCCAGAUGGGCCCACCAGCACCAGCUAGGAGAAGUGGCAGCCCCUUAAAGGAGAGAAUGUCUGACCCCA